Molecule: messenger RNA, 1611 nt
Organism: Pestalotiopsis fici W106-1
Lineage: Eukaryota; Fungi; Ascomycota; Sordariomycetes; Amphisphaeriales; Sporocadaceae
Exons: 4
Coding region: 1-1611 (536 amino acids)
Source: RefSeq, a predicted model, not a curated record
AUGUCCGAUCAAGCCGCAGCGGACCGGGAUGGCAAUGCCCCUGGGAAUACCUCGGACACGAGCUUUAUGUUUGUGCCACAGAGACUAUCGAAACAGGCUCGCAGCCAUGCCAUGAAGGAGCAUUGGAAGCAGAGAAGACGGGAUAAACGCAACAGGGAGGAAGCAUCAACCAACGGGGAAUCAACCUCGUCCAAGGUCCGACGUCUAAUAUUUCCCAAACUUGCGACUCAGGAAUCCACAAACUCCACCACCUCGUCAUCACAUAGAUCCCAGCCCAGCGGCAGCGGCAGCAAUAAUGUCACCCCACCGGCACCUCAACCACCCACCGCGACACGGCCCCAGCCGGUACUUCCGGGUAUUCCUGAACAGGCACUGCGCGGAAUGAGCCAAGUGCUUUCAUGUGGUCACCUUGACCCCUUUGACGCCUUUCCAAUAAAACUUUCCCCAGAGCACCACAAGCUUAUACAUCACUUCUUAUGCAUCCAUGCGGCCAUGGUCUUUGAUGGCAACCCAACCAAGUCUUUUAAUCCUUUAUUAGACGUCUGGCUGCCAUUAGACCUCUCGAAUGCCGCUGCGUUCAAUGCCCUGAUGGCCAAUUCGGCUGCCCACCUGAGCAUGAUGCAGGGCAAAAGAUAUUCACCCGAAUCUCUCCACUUUAAAAACGAGGCCCUCCGGAUCAUUGGGGAAUGGUUGACUGAGUCGAGUGGUGCCCCAAGCGACGAAGUUAUUGCUGCAGUGUUAAGGAUGAUGACAUACGAGCGACAAUGGGGAAGUGAAACAGAAUGGCUGACGCAUCGUAAAGGCAUAGAUAGCAUGAUAGACGCCCGUGGUGGCAUAGAGACGUUGCGACAUAAUUGGCGACUGCAACUAGUGUUUUAUCUAAUAUCGCUCAUGUCAAGACCUUCAUGGUUCUACAGCUACAAUGAAAUCGACAAUCUAUCGUUGAACACAGACUCGGCUCUUGUCCUUGGCAGCGCAACGAAUCUUCACAAUAUUCGCUGUCUAUGGCUCCUCUCUAUUGUUCAGGAUACCCGUACAUUCAUGGAUAGAUUCCGAGAGCAAUUCAACAAUGGCCUUUCGAAUCUAAGUGGAAUACAGGCUGCUGUACUGCUCAUUCAAAUGCAAAUGCUAGAGCCUGGUCAGGACGAGGGUACAAGCCAACAGACAUUAGACCAAGCACGCUCCGAGCACAUCCGUCUCUCCUGCCUCUUUUUCAUCUGUGUCCUCUUGCAAACCACCGCGCCGACAAACCCUACUGCGAGCAAUAUGACGGGGAAAGACCUUCUACUUCCACUCUCGGGCGACGAGGCACCAUACCGUCUAAACGAUUUCCUCCUGGUGCACGAUCUUGAGUGGCAGUAUUCACUACCAGAUCUUCAUCGGCUGCUCUUUCAAAAUUUUGCCCAUAGAAAUGCAGAGACGGCUCGCAUAGCGGAUUAUGCAGCACAAAUGGCCGACGUCCUCUCCUCGAUGAACAGAGAGUCGCGCCGUGGUUUGGAGAUUUGUCUGCUGAACAUCCUUUUGGAUCAACCCGGCCUUGGCCCGCACAACACCUUGUCCAUUGGGGAUGAAACUCCUGAUUCCUUGAUGUCAACUUUGCACAUUAGUUGA